Messenger RNA from Plectropomus leopardus (leopard coralgrouper), 586 nucleotides. The record is from RefSeq and is a predicted model, not a curated record. Lineage: Eukaryota; Metazoa; Chordata; Actinopteri; Perciformes; Serranidae.
ACGUCCAGAAAGACGAACUCAGGACAGAACGGAGUUUGGGUGUACGAGAUCGGCUCCUCGCCGUUCUUCUUCGCCAUAACCCCCGGGUUGGUGACCAGUCUGCCUGAGAACGCCACCGAGCCGCCCGUCACCAUGUUGCCGAGGCAGCCGGACGAAGCCCAGCUGCUUCCAGGAGAAAAGGACGAGUUCCUAACCGAGAUUCCUCACCGACCCAGAAACCCGGAGACUGAGACCGUCACGCCGGGCUUUUUCGAACCAGAGACCGAAGAACCGGAUUACCCAGAAUACCACGAAUCUGAGACCUUCACACCACCGUACACUGAACCUGAGAGGGCUCAGCCAAGGUACCCGGACCCGUCUGAACCGAGAUACCCGGACCGAACCGAGACCAGAUACCCCGAGCCUUUCCAGCCAAGAUACACCGCCCCCGAACCCACUGAGCCUCCGUACUCUCCGGUCGAGCCCGGGUACCCCGAUCCCGUCCAACCCCGGUACACCCACCCUCACUCAGUCCAACCAGUGCCACCCCAUUCCAGGCCCCAGCAACCCCAGAUCGUCGUGGUAGACGAACACCUCGAUGUGAACG